This is a messenger RNA of Dioszegia hungarica, 978 nucleotides long. RefSeq lists its product as uncharacterized. The coding region runs from base 1 to 978 and encodes 325 amino acids. The record is from RefSeq and is a predicted model, not a curated record. The transcript has 4 exons. NCBI's taxonomy places the organism in Eukaryota, Fungi, Basidiomycota, Tremellomycetes, Tremellales, Bulleribasidiaceae.
AUGCCUGACAUCUCAUACGAAGCGCUCGCUGGAGCAGCCCUAGUCAUCGUCCUCGCGGUCGGGUAUCAAUACCUCCCCAAAGCCGACGCGGAAGCCGGUGCCGGGUCCGCUUCAUCCGGCAAGAGCAAGAAGAAGAACAAGAAGAAGGCCAAGGGCGGGAAAGAAGCGGUAGAAGAGGAGAGCGAUAGGUCGGGAUCAGCCUCGGAAGCCGGCAAGAAGGUGGGGGAAACGGUGAAGGGCAAGGCGAAGGAUAAGCCAAAGAAGGGCAAGGCGGACCGUCAUGACGACGGUGCGGCUGCACCUGCCCCGGUCCCUGCGCCAAUUACGCCUGAAGCCGAUGCGCCAUCUUUCGCAGAGGUUGCCAAGGAAGGAACCGACCAGGACGAGCAGACGCAAAAGCCCAAGACGCUGGCUCAGAAGCUGGGGUCUAAGAAUAGGAAGACCAAAGUUGACGAUAUGCUCGCCCCGGAGGACCGCCCCGCCGAGCACGCCCGGGUGAUGAAGGUCGUCAACAAGGACACUCCUGCAGCUAAAGCUUCACCUCCUCCUCCCGCCCCUGCUCCCGUGGAAGCGCCCAAAGCCUCCGAGAAGAUCGCCAAGUACGAGGAGGACUACUUAGAGGGGGACGAUACCACCUCCGGAUCUGGCACGAUUGAGGAUGACGGCUGGGACGUUGUCCCUAGCAAAAAGAAGAAGGCCUUCUCCAUCUCCAACUCCUCUUCUGCUGCGACUAGCACGACCGCCCCGCUCCCUGUCGACACCAAGAUCCAGCGAAAGAAUGCCAAAAAGUCGGAAGAAAAGAAGGCGAUCAAAGAUGCCGAGGAGGCGGACAGGCUGAAGCGGUUGUCGCAGCACAGAAAGACUCUGGAAAAGGAGCGCAUCGCCGAGAUCUACAAGAGCAACAAGAGCGCUUCUGGCAAGACCAAUGGAGGUGCUUUCGCUUCCCUGGACACCAAUGGCAAGCUUGUAUGGGACUAG